This is a messenger RNA of Chaetomium fimeti, 738 nucleotides long. RefSeq names its product O-methyltransferase. The transcript has 4 exons. Gene Ontology annotation, molecular function: S-adenosylmethionine-dependent methyltransferase activity; O-methyltransferase activity. Bases 1 to 738 code for a protein of 245 amino acids. The record is from RefSeq and is a predicted model, not a curated record. NCBI's taxonomy places the organism in Eukaryota, Fungi, Ascomycota, Sordariomycetes, Sordariales, Chaetomiaceae.
AUGUUGACCAGCGUUCUCUCCUUCACGCCCGAGAUGGCAGCCACCGUUACCGAGUACUGCACCAACGUCUCGGAUGACGUUUCCGGCAACAUGAACGAGCUCUGGGACUGGACUUGCACCCAGUUCGAGGACGCCGACAAGAUGUCCUCGCCUCUCCAGGGCGCCACCAUGAAGUUCCUGGCUUCGCUCCUGAAGCCCAAGCGCAUCCUCGAGAUCGGCUGCUUCACCGGCUACAGCGCCAUGGCGUGGCACGAGGCGACUGGGUCGCUCCAGUCCGAGAUCAUCACGCUCGAGCUGGACCCCAAGAUGAUCGCGGCGUCCCGGCGCACCUUUGACAAGUACGGUCUCAACGACCGCGUCAAGUUGAUCGAGGGCCCCGCGGGCGACAGCAUCCCCCGGCUGACGGGCCAGUUCGACCUGAUCUUCGUCGACGCCAACAAGGACGGCUACCAGGACUACGUCACCAAGAUCCUCGACCGGAACCUUCUCAGCCCGAACGGACUGAUCCUAUGCGACAACAUCUUCGCGCGCGGCAUGACCAUCUCGACCGAGUCGAACCCGCAGCUGCCCGACAAGGUGCGCCCGUACUGGACGGCUAACGGCAAGGCCCUGGACCGCUUCAACCGGUUCUGCAAGGCCGAUCCCCGCGUCGACUCGAUCCUGCUGCCCGUGUACGACGGCCUGACGCUGAUCAAGUGGAAGGACGUCGCCGGCGGCUCCAACGGCUUCAUCAACUGA